CGUUCGGCCACGCAACCGGUUGCUCGCGCGUGUUCGCGCCGCGUGUUUCCGCGCUGCGAAUAACUCCCGUUUCUCUUAUCUGCGUAGUAGAGGCGUGCACUUAAGACGGAUAUAUACCUGGCAUCUCGUUGACGCCGGUCGCAGAAAUGGAGAACGUUUCUCUGUCCAAGGGAGUAUUUUCUUAUAAAGGAAGUUACAAAAUUGGAAAGAAGAGAAAGAAAGUUAAAUCCCCAGCGUAUCUUAAUGAACCCUGGUAUAUCGCGUAUAACGAAACGUGGGGAUAUAUCGAGCAGGCUGCGGAGAAUGUCAGGUCGAAAAUGUUCCAACAAGUUAUAUCCAAUUUGGAGUCUUUCGUGUCGAAAAUAAAAGCGACCCCAUUGAAUGUAUUGUCCAAUGAAAUAGCCACGGCUAUUUUGCUGACAGGAGUGAAUGUCCCCGAUCAUACGACACUUUUCGACACGAUAGUGUCCAAGGUUGAUAAAAUAACGUCACACUUAGCAGUCGUUUGGAGCAGAAAUUGUAACAACCUGAAAAGCAUAAUCGAAGACACUGUGUAUCAAUUUAUUCAUCGGACUACAAUUUAUAAAUCAGAAUCGGAUGAUGUUGUCGAAGUGCGUAAAAGUCAAUGCACUAUGCGCGUCUUGAAACAAUUGUUUGCAGAACAUCACGAUCCGGAGGAUCCUUUAGUUAUAAUCUUGCCGGAUUUUGAAAGUUUCCCCACCAAUGUAUUACACGACUUUAUCAUGGUGUUGAGUUCAUAUAGAGCUUCAUUGAAGUUCGUACUUAUUUUCGGUGUUGCGACUACGUUGCAUGUCGUACAUAAAUCAUUGACCUAUGACGUCACGUCGAAAUUAGUAGUGCAGGUAUUCUAUACGCAAACCCAAGUAAAAACACUAUCCGAUGUAUUGGAAAACACUGUUUUCUCUACAAAGAUUCCAUUUAAAUUAAUCGGUCGCGCGUUUCAAUUGCUGACUGAUAUUUUUCUGUUUUACGAUUUUUCGGUAGAUAACUUCCUACAAAAUUACAAGAUAUGCAUGAUACAACAUUUUUACGAGAACAAUGUAACCUCUCUCUGUUGUCAACCGAAAGACAUUAAGAAGAGACUAUCUAAACUCACUGCUGAAAAUAUCGCGGACAUUAAAAGCUUACCGUCUAUCGCUAAAUAUUUGAAAGCGUCCAACGAAAUAGUGAGUGGAGAGGAAGAGCUCAGCGAUAAAGAAUUCAUGGAACUGUUGGAACAGUUGUUAAAUAAAUUCCACAAAUUUAUGGAUCAAUUUUUGAUUAUUUUGAGAUGUUUGCACUGCCUAAUUGCUUCACUGCCAGGCUCGCCAAUGGGUAAACAGUUACGGGAGGUUUAUACCAAGGCGGUUUACACGAAUGAUCUCACGGAGUCCACCGAAUACAAAGAAUGUCUGAAAUUACUGGGAUUUUUAUCGAAGGAGGAACUCCUUUCGAAACUCGAAUCUGUCGUAAAAAUUGUCGAGGAAUCCAAAGAUCCGGAAAUCAAGGAAAUUAAGAUCAACCUCGACAAUCACAUCAAGACAAUUCGAGAAGCUAGUUUAAGUACCACGACUUCUUCCGAAGUCAUCAGUGUGGAAGAGAAACUUAGUCGUAUGCAACUAAAGGAGAAAUUGCUCAAAAUGAGUCAGCAACAGUCGCGUUCCGUUUACAAGCAAGCGCAGCUUGACCUGAUCGAUUACCUGGACCGAAAAAUAUUCUCCGUUCAUCUAAUCGAUCCGAGUCGCGUGACGGCCCACGAGAUAUUUUGCUACAGCGACGGGAACCAGGCGAAGCAUCAUAUUCGCGGCUCUUUGCGGGCCGCCAUACACACGGGAUUGAGCGAUCCGCAGAUGUAUUUGGAUUGCGACUGCUGCAAAUUGGAGAAUGACGACGACAUUCCGCACACGCUCCCCGAUCUGAGUAUAAUUUAUAAGCUGCACUUGGAGUCCAGGAAGCUGAUCAAUAUGUACGACUGGCUGCAGGCGUUCCUGACGAUCGUCGAUCCGCAGGCUCAAUCUAUGGAGCAACGCGACGUGGAUCCGCAAUUGCAAGCUCGGUUUACUCAAGCGGUCGCCGCCCUGCAGUUCCUCGGCUUUAUCAAGACUUCUCGAAGGAAGACGGAUCAUGUAAAGCGCCUUACGUAACAAUAGUAUCGCCCGUUUGAUUGUUUGCUUGGUUUGUCCGCACGGUUUGUUAUAUAUGCGCCGUGUAUGAAUGUGUUAUUCUAUUUUU
This is a messenger RNA of Temnothorax curvispinosus, 2232 nucleotides long. RefSeq names its product origin recognition complex subunit 3 (gene Orc3). The transcript has 14 exons. Gene Ontology annotation, cellular component: nuclear pre-replicative complex; nuclear origin of replication recognition complex; DNA replication preinitiation complex. Lineage: Eukaryota; Metazoa; Arthropoda; Insecta; Hymenoptera; Formicidae. Gene Ontology annotation, biological process: DNA replication initiation; DNA replication. The record is from RefSeq and is a predicted model, not a curated record. Bases 147 to 2144 code for a protein of 665 amino acids. Gene Ontology annotation, molecular function: DNA replication origin binding.